Scomber scombrus (Atlantic mackerel) is the source of this 1739-nucleotide messenger RNA. RefSeq names its product polypyrimidine tract-binding protein 3-like. Bases 145 to 1638 code for a protein of 497 amino acids. The transcript has 14 exons. Gene Ontology annotation, molecular function: mRNA binding. The record is from RefSeq and is a predicted model, not a curated record. Gene Ontology annotation, cellular component: nucleus. Gene Ontology annotation, biological process: mRNA processing; regulation of RNA splicing. NCBI's taxonomy places the organism in Eukaryota, Metazoa, Chordata, Actinopteri, Scombriformes, Scombridae.
GUGAGCGUGUUGUUCUGCGUGGUUGGUGCGGUGCUGUGCGGGAGGCUCGUGGGCCAGCUCUUCCUCUGCUUCUUCCUCCUCUUCCUCCUCGCGGACCAUGGACGGGAAUCAGAGUUUCCUUCUUCUCUCAGCUGCUGCGCGACCAUGAGCACGUCCGACCUGCCAACAGUGGAUGGCACUGAUAGGCUGUGUGUGUCUGAGCGUGCUCAGUGCGUCCCGUGUCGUGUCCUUCAUCUUCGUCACCUUCCUGCUGACGUCUCUGAACAGGAAGUGCUCGCUGUGGCACUUCCUUUCGGCCGAGUCCAUAAACUGAUCACACUGAGGCACAAAAACCAGGCGUUUGUAGAGAUGGCGUCAGAGGAAGCGGCGGUUGCCAUGGUGAACUACUACACCUCGGCCCCGCCCACCAUCAGGAACCAGCCAAUCUUCAUUCAGUACUCCAACCACCGCGAGCUGAAGACCGACAGCCUGGCCAAUCAGAGAGCUCAGGUGGCGCUGCAGGCCAUCAGUGCUGCAGCAGUGCAUUCUGGGAACAUGGCGUCCGGAGGGGAGGGGCGGGGCUUCGCUCCCGGUCAGAGUCCCGUCCUGCGAAUCAUCGUCGAGAACUUAUUUUACCCCGUUACCCUGGAAGUCCUGCAGCAGAUCUUCAGUAAGUUCGGCUCCGUGUUGAAGAUCAUCACUUUCACCAGAAACAAUCAGUUUCAGGCUCUGCUGCAGUUCAGUGACACCGUGCACGCUCAGCACGCCAAGGCUGCUCUGGAUGGACAGAACAUCUAUAACAGCUGUUGCACUCUGAGGAUCGACUUCUCUAAACUGAGCGCGCUCAACGUGAAAUACAACAACGAGAAAAGCCGAGACUUCACCCGAGCUGAUCUACCGAGCGGAGAGAUGGAGCCGGCUGCCUUCGGUGUAGCUCUCCCUCCAUACGGAGCAGCAGCGUUUCCGUCCUCCUUCCAUCAGCACACAGGAAUGUCGAUGGCCGUUCCCGGCUCCUUGGUUUCCCCCCCCCGCGUCUCGCUGCAGGUGGCGCCCCCCCCUGGUCACUCGGUGCUGCUGGUGUCCAACCUGAACCCAGAGAGCGUAACGCCCCAAUGCCUCUUCAUCCUGUUCGGCGUUUACGGCGACGUGCAGCGAGUUAAAAUCCUUUUCAACAAACAGGAAAACGCUUUGGUUCAGAUGAGCGACGGCACGCAGGCGCAGCUCGCGAUGAGUCACCUGAACGGCCAGCGUCUCCAUGGAAACGUGAUUCGGGUGACGCUGUCCAAACACCCGGUGGUGCAGCUUCCUCGGGGGGGGGCGGGGCAGGACGAGCAGACGCUCACACGAGAUUUCUCCGGCUCCGCUCUGCAUCGCUUCAAGAAACCCGGAUCCAAAAACUUCAACAACAUCUUCCCUCCGUCAGCGACGCUGCACCUGUCCAACAUCCCCUCGACGGUCGGUGACGACGUCCUGAAGGAUUUGUUCUCGUCCGCCGGAUUCACCGUCAAAGCCUUCAAGUUUUUCCAGAAGGACAGGAAGAUGGCGCUGAUGCAGCUGGCGUCGGUGGAGGAAGCCAUCGAGGCUCUGAUCGCUCUGCACGACCAACAGCUGGACCACAACCAGCACCUCCGGGUCUCCUUCUCCAAGUCCACCAUCUGACCUUUGACCUUUGAGGCCCCAGACUGUCAGCAGAGUUAAAACAAGCAAACUUAAAGUCAAACUCCAGAAACAACACAAGGUGUUUCCUUCUCUGUGCCCCC